AUGCUCGGAUUGAAAUCGACGAUGAAUAUAAUAGACAACUCAGGCGCUCUGGUUGCAGAAGUCAUCAACGUCCUCAAAGUCAAGUCUGGCAGUGGCAUUGGCAGCGUCGGGGAUGAGUGCGUGGUGGUCAUCCAAUCAGCCAAACCGAUCCCCGCGAAUCUCAACAUAUCUGCAAAUUCACCUGCAGCAGCCAACAAGAUCAGGAAGGGCGAUAUACGCAGAGCUGUGAUUGUACGCACAAAGCAGCAGAUUAGAAGACCAGAUGGCCGCUUUGUCAGGUUCGACGACAACGCAGGUGUUCUCAUAAACCCUAAGAAGGAGCUUCUCGGCUCUAGGAUCUCAGGCGUAAUUGCUAACGAGGUGAGGCAGAAGGGCUGGGGGAAGAUUGCGUCUGUUGCGCCCAAGCUACUCUAG
Molecule: messenger RNA, 414 nt
Organism: Wallemia ichthyophaga EXF-994
Lineage: Eukaryota; Fungi; Basidiomycota; Wallemiomycetes; Wallemiales; Wallemiaceae
Exons: 3
Coding region: 1-414 (137 amino acids)
Biological process (GO): translation
Cellular component (GO): ribosome; mitochondrial large ribosomal subunit
Molecular function (GO): structural constituent of ribosome; large ribosomal subunit rRNA binding
Source: RefSeq, a predicted model, not a curated record